AUGGCAGGAGGUCAGACACCUCCUGCUGUCCAGCAGCAGCAAAGACAAGACGAAGAUGUCGAAAUGCGCGACGCCCCUGUACCAGUAGCAGCACCAACGACAUCAGCAUCAUCACAAUCAUCAGCGGAAGCACCCUCCUCUGACAACACUGCCAAUUCUUCACCCUCACCACAGCAACUAACUACCAGCAAUAAUCCCACAACUCAAUGCCAACAAGCAGCACCAGCCGACCGGCCCCAACAAUCAGCCCCUCCUCCCGUUCCUGGCCCACGCGCGGCCCGUCUACAAGCUCUGUUCGCUCAGACAGUGAAACACACGCUGGACAAGAUCAACAAAGACAACUUCGCAAGCUGUUUCCCGACAAUGGCGGUCAAGGCGCCGGGGACGUUGGAGUUUGUGCGGCGACAGAUGGUGGAGAGGUUGGGAGGGUUGUGGGAGAAAGAGUUCGACUCCAUCCUGCAAAACCGCUCCGUCGUCCUGCGCCUGAACGAGCUGGAAGCCCUCGUAGCCGACGCUGGACGCAGACGACAAGCACACGACCCUAACACCGAACCUCCCGUUCCACCACAUACCCUCCCCGCCCCCGUAGUCCUAUCCUCCCACCUGCGGCCUCACUUCAAAGACCAACACUCCCGCCUCGAAAAAGCUCUCGAUGAAACGCAAUCAACGAACGAGAAGCUCUGGGCUGAAAUCAGUGCCCAGCGCGUGGAACUAGAAUCACUCCUUGCGUCCCUUGAGCAAGCAGCCCGCGAUGUGCAAGGCGCCGGUGAGCUGCUGGCCGAGGUAGUUGACAAGCUUGGGGAGGAGACAAGGGAAGGCGAUCGGGUUGUUAGGCAAUGUGCGGCUGGAGUGCUGGAGGGAAGGUAG
Molecule: messenger RNA, 867 nt
Organism: Thermochaetoides thermophila DSM 1495
Lineage: Eukaryota; Fungi; Ascomycota; Sordariomycetes; Sordariales; Chaetomiaceae
Exons: 3
Coding region: 1-867 (288 amino acids)
Biological process (GO): chromosome segregation
Cellular component (GO): MIS12/MIND type complex
Source: RefSeq, a predicted model, not a curated record